Penaeus vannamei (Pacific white shrimp) is the source of this 1200-nucleotide messenger RNA. The record is from RefSeq and is a predicted model, not a curated record. Lineage: Eukaryota; Metazoa; Arthropoda; Malacostraca; Decapoda; Penaeidae.
AUGAGGGCGAAGCAGGACGAAGCAGGGCGAAGCAGGGCGAAGCAAGGCGAAGCGAAGCAGGGCGAAGCAGGGCGAAGCAGAAGCAAGGGCGAAGGAAAAGCAGGGCGAAAGGAAGCAGGGCGAAGCAGGGCGAAGCAGGACGAAGCAGGGCGAAGCAACGAAGCAGGGCGAAGCAGGGACGAAGCAGGGAAGCAGGCGAAGCGGGCGAAGCAGGGCGAAGCAGGGCGAAGCAGGGCGAAGCACGAACAGGGCGAAGCAGGGAAGCAGGACGAAGCAAGGGCGAAGCAGGACGAAAGCAGGGCGAAGCAGGACGAAGCAGGCGAGGGCGAAGCAACGAAGCAGGACGAAGCAGGGCGAAGCAGGACGAAGCAGGGAAGCAGGACGAAGCAGGCGAAGCAGGGCGAAGCAGGGCGAAGCAGGACGAAGCAGGACGAAGCAGGGCGAAGCAGGGCGAAAGCAGGGCGAAGCAGGGCGAAGCAGGGCGAAGCAGGAAGCAAGCAGGGCGAAGCAGGGCGAAGCAGGACGAAGCAGGGCGAAAGCAGGGGCGAAGCAGGGCGAAGCAGCAGGGCGAAGCAGGACGAAGCAGGGCAGGACGAAGCAGGGCGAAGCAGGGCGAAGCAGGGCGAAGCAGGGCGAAGCAGGGCGAAGCAGGGCGAAGCAGGGCGAAGCAGGAAGCCGAAGCCGAAGCAGGACGAAGCAGGGCGAAGCAGGGAAGCAGGGCGAGCAGGCGAAGCAAGCAGGGCGAAGCAAGGACGCAGGCGAAGCAGGGCGAAGCAGGACGAAGCAAGGCGAAGCAGGGCGAAGCAGGGCGAAGCAGGGCGAAGCAGGGGAAGCACAGGACGAAGCAGGGAAGGCGAAGCAGGGAAGCAGGGCGAAGCAGGAGAAGCAGGGCCGAAGCAGGGCGAAGCAGGACGAAGCGAAGGAAGCAGGACGAAGCAGGACGAAGCAAGCAGGAAAAGCAGGACGAAGCAGGACGAAGCAGGACGAAGCAGGGCGAAGCAGGACGAAGCGAAGCAGGGCAGGACGACGAAGCAGGACGAAGCAAGGCGAGGUGGAGGGGUCGUUCGCAAUAUGAGAUCCCACGAAACCGAAAAUGCAGAAGGAAUGGCUGAAGAGAUUUAUCGUGGUUGUGAAGAUCCUUUGUGGUUGAGAAUAUUCAUCAGAGUAAAGAAGAUUUACUCUGGUCGAGAAGAGGACUGA